AUGUAUUCCGAAACGGAGAAGCCACUACCAACAACAACAACAACAACAUCAACAACAACAUCGGUACCUCCGCCGGUUGUGCGAAGGCGAGGUCGUGGUACAUUUAAUCAACCACUACGUGCAGAUCAACCCACCACUGUUACUAUUAACAACAAUAAUAAUAAUGCGGCAAACGAUGGGGCCUCUGUACUCACAACAGUGACGACGGCCGUACUUCCCGCCGCCUCCAUCGUCUCAUCUCAACAACGGGCACCGGAGGAACAUCUCGCGGCGGAGUACGGCGGGCAGAAGAGAGAUAUUCCUCUCAACAUGCGUGAGAACUUUGGUGUGUGUGAAACCGAACAUGAGGCGGACACCGUUCGUCAAUUACUCUUUCGAGGAGAAAAACGUCGUCGUUAUUGUGUGAUUGUGGGAGAACUGCAGAAUCCCAAUAGACCUAUUACACUUAAACUAUUUGGUCAUAAAGGGCUUAAACCGUUUAAACUGCAGAAUAAACUUAUUCGUUUGGUCAACAUCAGUGUGGGAAGACCACGGGCACCACGUCCUGCAAUGGAUGGCACAGAAGAUGAGAUGCGGCAUCACAAUGAUGAUGAUAGUGAGAACAACAGCGACGAGGAACAUCAAGAAGUGGAAAAGGGUGAGAAGGAAGUGAGACAUGAAGAAAUGAACAACAAUAAUAAUAACAACAACAACAAUGAGAGUGGACAACUGCAAGAAGAACGAGAAGGAAGUUACAGUAAACAACAAGAACAACAAGAACAAGAUGAAACUUCUAUCCCAAAAGAAGAACGAUCCCCACAAGAGGAUCAUCAUGAAGACGAAAAAUCAGAUCAACAUAAUUCUGCUACGAGAACAGGUAGAAGUUCUUGUGUACACGAAGAUGUUGAUGGAUAUACAAAUUUAGAUGAUGUUCUUCCACUUACUGUUGAGAUGCGUGAUGCCAAUGCCACUAAUAUUGGACAACCAUCAUCUGUAGCAAACAGUCCUGUUCUCACCGCAACACGCUUUGAUACUCUUCAAAAAUAUUUCUUUAAUGAAUUUAAAUAUCUUCUUAGCUUAGAGGAUGUUCGUAUGCAGCAUGUCUCUAUUAAUUUAAAUCUUGGGGCAGCUUACUGUUGCCUUGCUCGAGAAGGAUCAUACAGUACACCACUUAAGUAUGCCAGUUUCAGUGAAUUUGUACAACGUAUGAAUGAGGAAUCUAUGCAACUAUAUUUCCUUAAGGAUGCCCCAGCGUGUGUGUCUCGUGCGGUAGAUAGAGAAUGUGGAGCACUUCAAUCGGAGGCGGUCUUUUCACUUGUUAAGAUUUGUUUCUUUUCAAAUGAACGUCAAAGUCGUUCAGUGGCGAGGGCAUUAUGGGAUGCUCAUGAGAAUCGUUUUGUUCUUCUCGAUAUGGAGAACUCCGGUGUGACCUUUACAUGGACGGUAUUCUCUGUGGAUGAAACAGGCAUAGAGAGUAGUGGGGCAAACACCACCAACACUAAUAAUAAUAACAAUAAUAAUAACAACAAUACAUCCACAACGGGAUCUACAGAUGGAAAUGGGGCAUUUCGUAAGAAAACGGUGGCAUUUCCAUUUGAACUCGAACUUCACGCCUACCGUCGAUGGAAACAACACACUGAACAUCCUGCUGCUCCUAUUGCAGAAGCUAUUCUUGAUAAGCUUUCACUUGCCGAACACAAUUUAAUUCACUACGGUUCAACCAUUGGUUAUGAAAGUAUGGAUCUUUCCCAUGUCUGUGAGGUGGAUGCGGAAUCUGAGGACUUUAAUGUGGAAAGUAUUAUCGUUGAACACACCGCACGAGUAAAGCCACGGGGAACCGAUCUCACUGUAGACAGUACAUCCUCUUUAUGGAUUGAAAACUUUGCUGCGGCUCGGGCGUUAAAGAAUCGCCUUGCCCAAGGUCUGGUGGAUCGCAACAGCAGUGUGUACAGCAGCAAUAAUAAUAAUAACAGCAGCAGUAUGGGAGGCCACAGUGGACGGGACCGCACACGGGGCCGGGGCCGCGGUCCACCGCUGCCGCAUCUCUCGAAGCCGCAGACACUCACGCCGACUUCUCGUUUGACAUUCUUCCGCUCACGUGGGAGUACUGUGCAUUGGAAAUUGCGGCCGGGCUGCAGUGCGGAGGAGAAUUUGGCGCCACUUAGUGAGGCCCUGCGGUUUGCACAGCAGGUGAUUAAUACCGCAAAUGAGAUUGAACGAACGUCUGUGCGGGGUGGUGCUGCCCCAGAUGCUUUGUAG
Molecule: messenger RNA, 2238 nt
Organism: Trypanosoma theileri
Lineage: Eukaryota; Euglenozoa; Kinetoplastea; Trypanosomatida; Trypanosomatidae
Exons: 1
Coding region: 1-2238 (745 amino acids)
Source: RefSeq, a predicted model, not a curated record